AUGAUUUUACAAGAGAAGUAUUAAACCAACUCAUUAUUAACAGGUGAUAAGAGAUUAACCAGAUGAGAUUAUAAAAUAUGGUGUAGAAUAUUUUGAAUCUAUAUAAGAAGGAAAACCAUUUAACUUCCAAAGCAAAUCCAAUAUUGCUAAGGGCUAGGCAAUUGAAAAGAAACACUAACUGCAAAACCAAAAGAUUACAUAGAACAAAGCAAGAAAGUUGUUGAUAUAUCCAAUCUAUGAUAAGUCGUUGAAAGUAAGUCCUCAGCACCUGGAGUAAUUAUCAGUCAGAUAACCUUCAGUAGAUUACUUUAAUGAACUAUUUUAAAAGGUCGAAUAGGAUAUCGAUCAAUUUGAAUCAAGUAAAAGUGAAACUUCAAAUGCAUUCUUCUUACCUUAAUAAAUAUCAUAAUCUAAAUAAGGAUGCCAAAACUUGGAGAAGAUAAUCAAAAUAUAAGUUAGUACCAAAGGGAUAUUGGACAGGACCUAAUUAAAACAAUAACAGUAGGAAAAUAAACUAUGA
Messenger RNA from Paramecium octaurelia, 520 nucleotides. The record is from the annotation of a GenBank genome assembly. Lineage: Eukaryota; Ciliophora; Oligohymenophorea; Peniculida; Parameciidae.